Aricia agestis (brown argus) is the source of this 1428-nucleotide messenger RNA. Its product is annotated as zinc finger protein OZF-like. Lineage: Eukaryota; Metazoa; Arthropoda; Insecta; Lepidoptera; Lycaenidae. The record is from RefSeq and is a predicted model, not a curated record. The transcript has 5 exons. Gene Ontology annotation, molecular function: DNA-binding transcription factor activity; RNA polymerase II cis-regulatory region sequence-specific DNA binding. Gene Ontology annotation, biological process: regulation of transcription by RNA polymerase II. The coding region runs from base 34 to 1377 and encodes 447 amino acids.
UGUAUAAAUUAUUAUUGAAAUAAAAUUAACGAAAUGUUCAAUAACAGUUGCUGCUCUAUAUGCUUAUCAGAAAAUAAAAGAACUAUCAACAUUUACGGUACAGAUCUGCAAAAUGUUUAUGAGAAACUAGCUGAAUUUAAGGCAAAUGCAGAGUUAUGUUUUCUUUGCUACAUAUGUCGUGUGAGACUACAACAACUUGCCCACCUUCAGAACGUCGUAACAAGCGGUGACCAGAUACCAAAAACCUUAGUCCAUCUUACGACACAGAAUAUUGAAAAUGAAACUGUACAGGACCAUGUUGUGUUAGUUAAACAGGAGCCUCUGGAAUUUGAGGAUGUCCAAGACACACACAUGGAACAUGAUGAUGUGCCCAUAAAAUUUGAAAUGGAGAUUACUGAGUAUACUCGUGAGAUUGAAAUAACAGAAAACAUUAUUGACUAUGAAGUAAAAGAAGAAAAAACCAUUAAUCUAUAUGAAAAUGCAAAAGAUGAAACCGUGCAAGGUUCACAGGUUGUGGAUAGUAUUUAUACUCAGCAAGAUCAAUAUGUGCGCCAAAGUCCAACAACACACCCGGUCGUAGAAGAUCCUAAGGACUGGUGGGGUCAGCCAAGAGGUAAAGGUAUCAAACAUGAGGACGAGCGACCCAACACAGAUGACUGCGAGGGGCGAGGCCACGCCAGCGCAGCGCAGUCCAGCAAGACACCCCACACCUGUGAUGUUUGUUUGAAGAACUUUUCAACAAGAAGACAUUUACUGAGGCACAUGAAAACUCAUACACGCUCAUCUAACUCAUUUAGCUGUGACACAUGUUCAAAAAUUUUUUCAAGUAAACGAGUUUUGACUGAACACAUAAACUGUGUUCAUACUGGCAAGAAGCCAUUUAGUUGUGACAUUUGUUUUAAAAGGUUUUCAAGAAGAAACACUUUGACUGAACACACAAAAGUUCAUACAGGCGAUAAACCUUUUAGUUGUGACAUAUGUUCAAAUAAAUUUUCAAGGAAAAACGAAUUGACUGUACACAAAAGAAUUCAUACAGGCGAGAAACCAUUUAGUUGUGACAAAUGUUCAAAGAAGUUUUCAAAGAAAUACAAAUUGACUGAACACACUAGAGUUCAUACAGGCGAGAGACCUUUUAGGUGUGACAUAUGUUCAAAGACAUUUUCACAGAAAAGCAAUUUGACUGCACAUACUAGAGUUCAUACAAACGAAAAACAAUUUAGUUGUGACAUAUGUGCAAAGAAAUUUUCACACAAAAGCAAUUUGACUGCACAUACUAAAGUUCAUACAGGCGAGAAACAAUUUAGUUGUGACAAUUGUUCAAAGAUAUUUACGUCAAAGAAAACGCUAGUCCAACACUUAGGAAACCAUUUGAGCUAGAAACUAUACGGGUAUUGUCUGCGCAGCGAAUCGUGGCUAAGAUUGAUAUUA